CAUUGGUUCCUAUGAGCUGUACAACAUGACCUCGCAUAUCAACAUGUCGUGAUAACCAUUCAUAUUUGUGUCUAACUGGAUACAUUAGAAAAAUAUGGCGAGGAUAUUGAACAAGCUUUACGUUUCCUGUGCCUUAUUUUCUGUGUUGCAUCAUUCUGGUGUUUUUAGGCUUCCGUCCGUGACAGGACAAGAGAAUGAUGCAUCGCUGGAGCUCAUGCUGUCAGAUGAUGCAGUUUCUGACUUGGAGAACAGCCCCAAGUUUGUGGAAUCAGAAGAUUUGGAGUCUCUGCCGAAGCGGCAGUUCAAGACAGCUGAGAUUGCAGAUGCUGUGAUGGGCACUGAAACCCCCAUUGAUCCAUCUGACAUCGAGUCCCUCUUCCCAAAAAAUGUGAAAGACUUCCAGUCAGGCUUCUCCCCCCCUUGUGAUGAGAACAGUGCCCAGUGUGGUUCACCUGUUCUGGCUGCUAAAGGAGUGUUGCUGGAGGAGACGAGCACUGAAAUGUCGCAGCAGGUCACUCUUGACAUUGUGCGUGCGGACGUCACGGCAACAGAGGAACAGAACACCACGGAAACUGCAAAGACGUACAAGGUGAACUGUGAUAAGAGGAACAUCACAGGAAUGGACAGUUUCACUGUGCAUGUCCUCAACGCUUCGCAGGACCUGAUGGAGUACCUGAAUGCUAACAGCACAGAGUGCUCUGUGGUGCUGUUCUUCACUGCCUGGUGCCAGUUCUCAGCCAGCCUGGCACCUCACUUCAACGCCCUGCCCCGAGUCUUUCCCAGCAUGCACUUCCUUGCACUUGAUGCCUCUCAACACAGCAGCCUCUCCACGAGGUUCGGGACCGUGGCAGUGCCCAACAUCCUUCUGUUUCAGGGGGCCAAACCCAUGGCUCGCUUCAACCACACAGACAGAACACUGGAGAUGCUCACCUCCUUCAUCGCCAACCAGACAGGGUUUGAAGCUGGCCCUGACAGAAACGUGACUGACGCAGACCGCCUGGGCCCCCUCCCCAGCGUCCCAGUGAAGAGCAUCGACUGGCUGCUGGUCUUCUCCAUCCUUUUCAUCACAGGCUUCACACUGUACGCCAUCCUGCGGACAGACAGCAUUCGCUGGCUCAUACCCGGACAAGAGCAUGAACAUCAGGACUGAAAACACACCCACAAACAGCCACAAGUCACUAGAUGUAAACAUUAUUUGAUAACAGUUGCUAAUUUGCUUAUUUUAAGUGUUUGGUGGACAAAAUUAAUUAUUUGAGCCAUUGUGAUUUAUAAUAAAGAAUAUAAUGAUUUUU
Molecule: messenger RNA, 1292 nt
Organism: Seriola dumerili (greater amberjack)
Lineage: Eukaryota; Metazoa; Chordata; Actinopteri; Carangiformes; Carangidae
Gene: txndc15
Product: thioredoxin domain containing 15
Exons: 6
Coding region: 95-1150 (351 amino acids)
Biological process (GO): cilium assembly
Cellular component (GO): cilium
Source: RefSeq, a predicted model, not a curated record